Molecule: messenger RNA, 394 nt
Organism: Drosophila yakuba
Lineage: Eukaryota; Metazoa; Arthropoda; Insecta; Diptera; Drosophilidae
Exons: 1
Coding region: 188-394 (68 amino acids)
Source: RefSeq, a predicted model, not a curated record
CCAACUAGACGCAGCCGGUUCUGUGUGAAUGGCGAAAUAAAAUUGGAGCCAAAAAUAAUAUUUUCUUCUUGUUCGAUUGUUAAGCCUUUUCCCGCGCCCCCGCCAUGACCAACAACGCUUAACCCAAUUUCCCCAAAAGAACGACAACUGUUCUCCGAAAACCCGGAAGUGUUACCCGUUUCAACACAUGUACGAGAUCCAACAUCCUGUCAUCAUCAACAACAACUACAACGUGGUGGACAUACUGCAUCCGGAGAACAUCGAAUUUGAUGGGCCGUCUGCGGCGCGAAAGAUGAUAAUUGGUUCGUUCUCGAUGUUCGUGAUCUUCUCGUACCUGCAGCUCUUCUACAUCCUGGUGGCCAUCUAUUUGGCCCUGCACCACGCACACCAUUGA